GCCCCACUUCUGUCCUCCUAGCCCUCCUGACUGUUAGCAGUCGCUACCGGCUUGUGCCUGUCUGCUGUCCCAGCCUGCAGCUGCAUCUCCCCGCGGUAGAGAGAGAGAGAGAGAGAGAGAGAAAGACAGAGACAGAGGGAGCGAGAAAGGCGCUCUCCGGGGCGGUGGCGGCGGUGUCCUGCAACCUCAAUGACCAGAUUCUCAACAUCCGGACCUGACAGGACAGGGCUGUAAUCCAUUUCUAUGACAACAGAGGCGGUUUUGGCAGGGGAAAUGAAGACGGCAAUGGAGGGUGACGCCAGGAGGACCAAUCAGGUUCCUGAGGACCAGGGAGACAUGGAUGAUAGCUCAGAGAAGACCCCCAGCAAAGCCUCCAGAUCACCCCAGAAAACCACUAAAAGGCUCAAGACUGUCCCUGUCAAAGUAUCUCUCCUUGAUGGCUCAGAGUAUGACACUGCAGCUGAGAAAUUUGCCAAGGGCCAGACCCUGCUGGACAUGGUGUGUGGCCAUCUGAACCUGCUGGAGAGGGACUACUUUGGCCUGACUUUCAUUGACUCAGAUAAUUCUAAGAACUGGCUAGAUCCCUCCAAAGAGAUUAAGAAGCAAAUUCGGGUUGGUUCCUGGACCUUUGGAUUUGCUGUUAAGUUUUACCCUCCAGACCCCUCUGUGCUCAUCGAAGACAUCACAAGGUACUACCUGUGUCUGCAACUGAGAGAUGACAUCCUUUCCGGCCGCCUCCCAUGCUCGUUUGUCACACACGCGCUGUUGGGCUCCUACACUGUCCAGGCCGAACUGGGAGACUACGACCCUGAGGAACACGGCCCGGACUACGUCAGCGAAUUCCACUUUGCUCCGAACCAGACGCGAGAGCUGGAGGAGAGAGUGAUGGAGUUGCACCGUAACUACAGGGGGAUGACUCCAGCAGAAGCAGAGAUGAACUUCCUUGAAAAUGCCAAGAAGCUCUCAAUGUAUGGAGUGGAUCUGCAUCAUGCAAAGGAUUCUGAGGGAAUAGACAUCAUGCUUGGCGUUAGCGCAAAUGGGCUGCUGAUCUACAGAGACCGCCUCAGGAUCAAUCGCUUUGCCUGGCCUAAAAUUCUCAAGAUCUCUUAUAAAAGAAGCAACUUUUAUAUCAAAAUCCGUCCCGGAGAGUAUGAACAGUUUGAGAGCACCAUAGGCUUCAAGCUGCCCAACCAUCGGGCCUCGAAGCGAUUGUGGAAGGUCUGCAUAGAACACCACACCUUCUUCAGGUUGGUGUCCCCGGAACCACCUCCUAAGGGCUUCCUUGUAAUUGGGUCCAAGUUUCGCUACAGUGGGAGGACCCAAGCCCAGACGAGGCAGGCCAGUGCUUUGAUUGACAGGCCUGCCCCGCAGUUUGAUCGAUCGGUCAGCAAGCGGUACCUGCAGACGCGAAGCAUAGAUGGAGCCUCAGCUUUAGGUGAUAGUAUGGAUCAGCUGUCUCAGAGAAGCUCCAGUGACCACACACAGUUUAUGUCCAGGGAAGACCUGGAUCAAGAGGGCAGCCUUGACCUGGACCAUGAUCACUAUCUCUAUCACGAGCAGGACCAGUACACAGUUCAGGACAUGGAUCAGCAUGAUGGGCAGAAACAGCCCUUGGGAGCCAUCUGUUCAACGCCCACAAAGACCUUGGAGCUCAAGGAUCAGGAGCCAGGCAUUCCUAUAGACUCGAAAGCUGAGCCACCCCCCUCCCCACCUCAUCUGUCGGACAAGGAUGUGGUGCACCUUCGGCCCAAACAGGAGCAGUUUUUGGAUAAGCCAGAGGACGUUUUACAGAAACACCAGGCCAGCAUCAAUGAGCUGAAGAGGGCUUUGAAGCAGCCCAACAGCAAGAAGGCACCAAGAGAGAAGCGCCUCCCGUCAGCCACUCCUCCUGCUGGAACCCCGGAACGAAAAACAGAGACACCCCCCACACCUGCGAUCCAUGAGGAACAUCUCAGUGAUACUUCAAAGGAACCUUGGGAGAGACGUCUGGGCUCUGUAUCUGAAGAUGACCAGGACCAUGAGAUCCUCUACCUGAAGGAAACCCACCUGGGCAUUGAGCGCAAGUGUUCCAGCAUUACCGUUAGCUCGACUUCCAGCCUUGAAGCAGAAGUAGAUUUCACCGUCCUUACAGACCUGCACACAGGCAUGGAGGAGUUCUCCAGGGGUAUGACAGAGCUUGGAGAGAGGGAUCUGUCACCUGACGGGGGGCUUCGCUUUGGGAUUGACUUGCUCCAUCAGCACGGCCCUCCUGAACCACCCGCUCCGUUAGUAUCUGCUCCUCUCACCAGAGGAGCCAGUGGCAGCCCUCCAGCUAAACUUAUUCAACCUGAAGACGUCCGACCAGAAGUCCGAUCCGACGUCAGACCAGAGAACCGACCAGAAGUCCGACCAGAAAAUCGACCAGAUGUCAAAAGGCCCGACGGACAGCCUGUUGUUCCUAAAAAACCAAAGAGGUCGGUGCAAGUGUCGUCAUCGAUAGACAGAGAUCAUUCACACAAAGAAGCCAGUCGCCUCCCUACAGCACCGCCUCUGAGCAGAGAGGCCAGUGACAUCGCGCCCACCCCUACGGCGCGGAAAACCGACAUCAGGACAGAGACUCAGCCCAACGGGUCAGAGCUCACCACCACCAUUGUGGAGUUCACAGAUCAGGAUCAUGGUAUCACGGGGCUAAGUGAGGUUUCUUACUCUACGAGACAAAGUGUUUCUCCGGUGCACAGAGGCGGUUUUGGAAGAGAGUCGUCUGGCUCGCCUGUCCUUGUCGCUGAAAACGUUACCUCAGCAACCACUCACGUCUCAAAGACGGUGAAGGGUGGAUACUCGGAGACAAGGAUUGAGAAGAGGAUUAUAAUCACUGGAGACGAUGACGUAGACCAAGAGCAGGCUCUGGCCAUUGCAAUACAGGAAGCCAAACAGCAGCAUCCAGACAUGCAGGUGACCAAGGCGGUUGUCAUUAGGGAAAUCGAACCAUCGACUGAGGAUCGACAUGGCACGUCAUAGUCCCAUUUUACUGAAGCAAGAGUGCCCCCAUGUGGACUUGAGGUGUCAGUACCUGACCCGAAGCCGCCACCCACCAUUCUUACUAAAAGAAGACUGUCAUCGGGGCUUGGACAAUGGUGAAAUGGACCUUUGAAAAUUUAGAUUUCCAUUUAAGCAUCUUCAUCAUAUUGAUCAAAAGUGAUCCAAGAGCCACUCAUAGUCAAGCUGCAAAAAUACAAUUCACGCUCUUCAGAUAGUUUAUAUAUAUAUAUAAAUAUAUAUAUAUAUAUAUAUAUAUAAACAAGAUACCAAAACAUAAUGAACAAUUGAAGUCAUAAUCCAACCAAAUUCCCUGCAAAACCUCUCAGGGCCUUAACAUUCAACAAGCUUGGUUGAGUAUUCCUUAAAGGAAAUUGUUAUGCGAUGAUUUCUGUUAAAUUAAUCACCGAGAAAGAAUUUGUGUUAAUAUUUCAUGAUGGCAACCAUCAUGAACCAUCAUAAGUAGAAAGAAAAUUGGGAGUAUUCUUUUAAUUAUAUAUUAUUAAGAAUUAAUUUGCUGAUGUGUCUGAAAAGAAUAAAAGAGCAAGAGAUGGAAGUCUUGUUUCCUAUUUGUUGAGAAGUAAAAUAGUUAAUUACUUGUAGCUCCACACAGUGAAGAAUUCAGAAAACAUGAAGCAAAAGAGACUCCAGUGAAGCCGUCACUCCUGCAUCAUCGGUUGAAGGAGAAAAUGACUUCCCUCACUGGAUGAUGAUGAUAAUGCACUGACUAGAGAAAAUUCUUGCCGUCUCUGUCUGAUCACUUUGUGUCACUGUUUUUUUUUAAAGUCGUUAACUUAUUUUCCGUGUGUUUUUAACUCGAUGUGUGGGUGGCAAGUAUGCAAGGAUUCACCUUUUGCUGUAGGAGCUGUUAUUGCACAGUUUACUUGUUGGAUUCCUUGAGAACAGUGUGAAGUAACGAUUGAGCCCAAGUGUCUCUCCUCCCCCUGCCUUUUAGAUGAGCCGUCACAGUCCAGCUGGAUGUAACACCACUUUGGCUGUUUUGUGUGGUAAACGCAUAGAGUAGACUCACUCCCCAGCUGCAUCGGUAAAAGUAGUACGCGGGACGACGUCUGCAUGGUAUAAUUUCUUGCAUUACUUGAUUGUAACAAGACUAAAAUGGAUGUUGACACAGAUGGAAGGUAAUGAUGGGAGCAAACUGAUGGAUCAUAAAGAUGUAAGCUAAAGUCUUCACAAUUACUGCUGAAACAGGAAACCAAGGUUCCCGAGAAGGAGCUGGAGAACCGGUUUCUUCCAGUAGUGGAAAACUAAAUGACGGCGCGUUAUUGUGGUCGAGUCUUUUCAUUUUGAAUCCACUUGCAUCUCAUUUUGAUGGUGCUGUAGAAGAUAUCUGAACAUAUCAGUUCACUUUUUAAUUCUAGUCUUAAGGAAUGAUAAAGAGGUUUUGCAGGCCCUCGUUUUUGUCGUACUGACUAAUCCUCUAUUUUUUUUAAAUUGAUUGAUUUGCAACUACUGUACUUUGUUCUUCUUCCAAAACUUUUUGGCUUACAUGGUGUGAUAAAUCAGAGCUCUUCUGACAUGUCAUGUCAAGCACGUCGUUAAUAGAAUAUACUGUAGGAGAAACGUCUCUGAACUUUUAGCUGUGUGAGGUUUAGUAUAUGAAUGUUAGAUGAAUGCAGCAGACGUGUAACGUGCCAAUUCAGAUAGCAGUGCAAUUGUACAAAUGCUGGUUUUGUAUUGAAAAAAAAAAGCAAACCUUUUUAUAAAAAAAGUUCCUUUUAGUUGAAAAAGUGCCAGAGAGUCAAUUGCAUAAACUUGGCAUGACAAGGUUUCCCUUUAAAUAUGCUGUCUUUAACAUGUGGAAAACUAUUAAUAAAUAGAAUUUCCUUCUGUUUGCCAAACUAGUUAUUUUAUAUAUUAAUCAGAUUAAUGCUCCAUAAAUAAAUAUAGUCAGUAAAUUAAAAAAAGGACAAAAAAAGACAAUGCAACACAUUGUCAUGUCAGGUUUAUGAAAAGCACUACUGUUCAUUUUGGCUUUCAAACACUAAACUUUAAAAUGUCCACAUGUGUUGUAACUUCUGUUGUGUCUCAGAUUUUGGUUCCAACAUUUUUUUAAGUGACUGUAUAAAAAAACGAAAAAAACAUGACAUAGCAGUGUCCAGCUGGAGGGUUGAAGGGAAACACAUGCAGCCUUUCAUUCCUUGUGCGGUUCUUUUUGGUGCUGUUUGGUGGAUUGUAAAAGAUGUGAAGUACAGUAGUUAACGGCUGUGGGCAGGAUGUGAACUGGGGUACCAGUUACCUGAAAGAAUCGAGCUUUGCAUCAGCACCACACCAACCAAGCUGAAAUACUCCUCACCAUCUUACAUUAACGUUCAGCGAUAUACAAAUCCUGUUCGGAUCAGCCUGUUGGGACACACUUAUCAGUAUACGUCCAAAAAAAAAAGGGACACUUGUGGAAGUUGGACUACCAGGAAGACGCUGGACUUGGACCCUUUGGGACAGACGUGUUCGAUGACCUGUGGUUGAUCCAGAAUCAUCUCUGUCUCCGCUCCAUCUCCUCUGCUCUGCUGCUCUCCAUUGCUUGGUGCUGUGUCUUUGCUGUACAUUGUGCUUCUUCCAAAAACAAAUAAAGACUGAAAGAAAGCUGCA
Fundulus heteroclitus (mummichog) is the source of this 5622-nucleotide messenger RNA. RefSeq names its product band 4.1-like protein 1. The record is from RefSeq and is a predicted model, not a curated record. The transcript is spliced from 23 exons. Gene Ontology annotation, molecular function: structural molecule activity; actin binding. Gene Ontology annotation, biological process: cortical actin cytoskeleton organization. Gene Ontology annotation, cellular component: plasma membrane; cytoskeleton. Lineage: Eukaryota; Metazoa; Chordata; Actinopteri; Cyprinodontiformes; Fundulidae. Bases 244 to 2997 code for a protein of 917 amino acids.